AUGAUACGUGCAGCUGUUAUUUCGCUACUUUUCGCUAUUUUAAGUUUAUCACUAGCUGCUCCGUAUAGAACUGGCUAUGGCCCGGAAAGUAUGAUGGGCUACGGAGCGUAUGGAGGCUACGGAACAAUGGGAGGAAUGGGAUCGCCUUACGGAAUGGGCAUGGGAAUGGGAUAUCCAGGAAUGCUUUCGAUGAGCAUGAGUCCAUAUGGAAUGGGUAUCGCAGGAAUGCCAGGAGCAAUGGGAAUGGGUGGACCCCUCGGAUCUCCGUACGGUUCAGGAGGGCUUUAUGGUGGUGGUCUGGGCUCUGGACUUGGAGGACUUUAUGGUACCGGUGCUGGCUCACCGCUUGGUUUGGGCAUGGGAACGAGUUCGUUCUUCAGAAGAAAGUGA
This is a messenger RNA of Haemonchus placei, 390 nucleotides long. The record is from the annotation of a GenBank genome assembly. Lineage: Eukaryota; Metazoa; Nematoda; Chromadorea; Rhabditida; Trichostrongylidae.